AUUUACCCAGGGUCAACCACUCUACACUGUAUUUGCUCCACGCAAGCUAUCAAACUGUGUCAGCACAGGGUGCUACUAGGACUACUUUCUUAUCUCAACUCAUGCUUGGAUUGGGACAGAACCGAGAAAACCCAUACAAGACCAGCUGAAGGGACCAUCUGUGAUCCUAACUUUGACGGCGGUGACUUGCAGUACACGGCGCAGUAAAGCGAAAGAGGUAAAUUCCCUCCAGUUGAAAAACCGCGACUGCAGCAGUUCCUUAAGUCAUGAAUCUUGCGAAAUCCCCCUACGACACCGUGAGUACAAGUGGGUACUCCAUGUCUUCUAUGCCAGGGAUGAACACAGCCUAUGGGGGCAUGACAAGCAUGGGUUAUCCCCAGCAGACUAUGCAGACCAUGCAGACCAUGGGCUCCAUGGGCGGUAUGCCAGGUACAGGUAUGGGCGCAAUGGGCAUGGGCCAUAUGGGCAUGACUGGUAUGAACAUGGCCAACAUGGGAUCCAUGGGAGGCAUGAAUAGCAUGGGUAUGGGUACCAUGGCGGGACAUAUGAACGGAAUGAGUCCCUCUAUGUCUCCCGUUGGCCUGGACCAUCAAGCGCUUAACAGAGCCCGUGAAAAGACUUACAGACGUAGUUAUACACACGCCAAGCCGCCUUACUCCUACAUCUCCCUCAUCACAAUGGCGAUCCAACAGAGCCCCAGCAAAAUGUGUACCCUCAGUGAAAUAUAUCAAUUUAUCAUGGACUUGUUUCCGUUCUAUCGUCAGAAUCAGCAAAGAUGGCAGAAUUCAAUCCGCCAUAGCUUAUCCUUCAAUGACUGUUUUGUUAAGGUACCGCGCACGCCCGACAAGCCAGGGAAGGGCUCAUACUGGACCCUCCAUCCAGAUUCUGGAAACAUGUUUGAAAAUGGCUGCUAUUUGAGAAGACAGAAAAGAUUCAAGGACCCGAAAAAAGAGUCACUACGUACGGCGGCAAAACAUGGUAUGGGAUCCCCCGAUUCCAAAAUGGACUCCCACGACGAUAGCGGCGACGAACAACCCCCUCCACUCGGACCGCAGCAGACGACGCAGCAGCCCCCGCAACAAACGCCGAACAACACAGGGGAAAACAACACAGAACUGCCCCCAAAGGCUGAACCGAUUCCUCCUUCCCAUUCUCCGAACCACCAGGUUGUUCAACAGUCACACACGGACAUGAGACCCGCAGCGACGUACAUGGACGCUCAGAGUAUGAUGCAAAUGCAUCCCGGUCAGAUGAACGGGCCACAUUUCAAUCACCCUUUUUCAAUAAGUAACAUUAUGUCAGCUGAAAAUAAAAUGGACAUGAAAAUGUAUGAAAGCAUGCAGCAUGCAUAUUAUGGACAAAUGCCGUCGGCGGUGAAUAUUGCUAAAGAAGCCAACCCUAACAUGACUACAGACGGUGAUUAUUACAAAUACGGUCCUCCCCAGUCCUCCGUCACAACAAGUUUAUGAACAGAACAAAAACUGCACUAAAAUGAUAUACCAAAGAGUUUUUAUUCAAGGGUAGAACCGCAACAAAACCUAACUCUUCUUUCGACUGCCAUCUGUCCUUGGAUUAGUCCCGAGGGUCACAGCAGAUUGCAUUUAUAUUAUCAGAAAAAGAUUCUAAGAGUUUACGGUGAGUUUUUUUAUGUACCUCACCAAAUAACUUUAUAACAUUAAUGCAUUUACCGAAUUGCCAAUUGUAAGGAACAUUAACUUCUGACAGCGGAUGUUGUUCAAAUUUGAUGAGCGGACUCGCGCUGUCUUUCUAAAUCAAAAUGGAGAGGUGCGUAUUCCUGUAUUCUUUGUGCCAUUCUUUAUUUUCUCAUGAACCGUUCAUCAUUUACAAGACAAUCAAAGCAACAUUGUUAGCGAACUUGUUUCCAUUUAAGAAAAAAUAUUGUCAAUACUUAUUAUAUUUUGUCAUGGGGCGGUUUUUUUAUUUUUAAAUAUUUAGUAUCAAUGCGAAAUGAGUAUGUAUUAUUAUUAAUAUAUAACAUAAACCAUGGUGCCAUUUAAAGCAGAUGAUCAAACCUAGAACACCACCAUUAUUGCAUUAUUGUAUAUGUGUAUCUCCUUUUCCUGAAAACAGAGUAGAGCGUAAUUUAUCAACUUCUUAUUUCAAAUGAAGUUUUAAGUAUUUUGUCUAUUUGUUUUGUAGUAGAGACGGUACACAAGAGUGUAUAGGAAGUGAUUGAUUUAGAUUAGGGGAAUACUGGUGUAAAUAUUUAAAUAUUUUAUCAGAAAAAAAUGUUUUCCAUAGGGAAAUAGAGGAGAAACUGAUUGCUAAUUCUGUCUUAUAUCAACAUAACAUGUGAUUUUAAUAUGAGCAAAUGUAGAUGUAAAAUAUUUGAGCAAAUCUAUUUUGCUGAACAGGUAAAUAGUAAUAAAUCCACAACCCUUUA
This is a messenger RNA of Lingula anatina, 2404 nucleotides long. Its product is annotated as forkhead box protein A2. Gene Ontology annotation, biological process: regulation of transcription by RNA polymerase II; cell differentiation; anatomical structure morphogenesis. The record is from RefSeq and is a predicted model, not a curated record. NCBI's taxonomy places the organism in Eukaryota, Metazoa, Brachiopoda, Lingulata, Lingulida, Lingulidae. Gene Ontology annotation, molecular function: transcription factor binding; RNA polymerase II cis-regulatory region sequence-specific DNA binding; protein domain specific binding.